Molecule: messenger RNA, 2985 nt
Organism: Botrytis sinoallii
Lineage: Eukaryota; Fungi; Ascomycota; Leotiomycetes; Helotiales; Sclerotiniaceae
Exons: 4
Coding region: 1-2985 (994 amino acids)
Biological process (GO): mating projection tip cell wall disassembly
Molecular function (GO): glucan endo-1,3-alpha-glucosidase activity
Source: RefSeq, a predicted model, not a curated record
AUGAAAUGCUUAUUGCCUGCAGCAGUUGCCCUACAAUGGGUUGUCUGCGCUCAGGCUAAGGCUGCCUUCGCUCAUUUCAUGGUGACGAACUCCCAAAACUAUACGGCGGCGGACUGGAGUGGUGAUAUCUCGUUGGCCCAAGCGGCACACAUCGAUGCUUUUGCUCUCAACAUGGCCUAUGAUGAUCCAGUUAACAGUGCUGGCGUGGCCGCGGCCUUUGUAGCCGCCGAUAGUGCAGGGUUCAACCUCUUUUUCUCAUUUGACUACGCCGGCAACGGUACCUGGCCUAUGGAUCAGGUGAUUUCUUACAUCUCAACCUACAGCUCCCAUGGGGCUUAUUUCAGGCAUAAUGGCUUGCCCUUUGUUUCGACCUUCGAGGGCCCAGGCAAUGCAGAAGACUGGGUUGAAAUCAAACAACAGACGAAUUCUGGGAUGCUUGGCCUUGGGGGAAACGAUAUAAUGACGUAUGGCGAUGCUUCUUAUGAUCAAUAUCUCGGCGGCAAACCGUAUAUGAUGCCGGUCUCACCGUGGUUCUAUACUAAUCUCCCUGGCUAUAACAAAAAUUGGCUUUGGCGUGGAGAUCAUAUUUGGCCCGAUCGCUGGAUCCAAGCAAUGUGGUGGCAGCCUGAAUUUGUUGAGAUCAUCUCAUGGAAUGACUACGGCGAGUCACACCACAUAGGACCUUUGCGCGACAAUGCCAUGGCAGCUUUCGAUAUCGGCGAAGCGCCUUUCAACUAUGCGCUUCAACAUGAUGGCUGGCGUGAUAUUCUGCCCUUUGCGAUCGAUAUGUACAAGAAUAACGUCUCAACUAUUACCAAAGAAGGUGUUGUCGUUUGGCAUAGACUGUCCCCAGCAGCUGUUUGCUCCCCGGACAAUACCACAGUCAACACGGCUUCGCAGCUGCAGAUAGAGUUUUUGCCGGAAAUGAUGCUCCAAGAUGCUGUCUUCUUCACCGCUCUUCUUGCCGAAGGCAAUAAUGAGUUCAAUUUCAAGAUCGGCAGUAUGACCAGCGGAAUUAUCCUUUAUCACGAGCCCGAAGGCGGUGCCGGGUUAUACAUGGGGUAUGCCAACUUUAAUGGUCUCAGCGGCAUAGUAGAUCUUCAAAUUAGCCGUGGCGGCCAGACAGUGGUAAUCUUUUCUGGCUCGAGAGAAAUUGCAACAAUCUGUGCCAAUGGGUACAAUAAUUUUAAUGCAUUUGUUGAGAGUGCAUGGUCCGAAAAUUCCGUUUCCGUCCAAGUUCCCUCGUUGAGUGACACUGUCUGUGUCAAUGGAACUGGAUAUGGUGAAUUUGAGAUGCUGUGUGACUAUACUUGCGCACAUGGCUAUUGUCCACGAGGAGCAUGUGUUUGUUCGGCCUUUGGAGAACAACCAACGCUCCCAGAAUGGACUGGGGUUGUAGGAUACCCAGUCGGAGAUGAUUCCUUUGGGGGACUUUGCGGCUUUGCGUGCGGUCUCGGCUAUUGUCCCACAGAGCAUUGCUCAACUGUCAAGGUUGCUAUCACUCCGUCUGCCGUGUCACCAUUUACGCCGAGUGCCUGUACUGGAGGAUCGGGAAUCGGGGACUGGAAUGAGAUCUGCACCUUUACGUGCGCCCACGGUUUCUGUCCUAUCGCGUUGUGUGUAUGUGAAGAGAAUGGAAUCCUGGAUCUUUUUCAACCAAAUGAAACUGCCAAUGCCAUCUCGAUAGAUGGAGACGAUUUUGGCCUGUGUGGCUUUGCGUGUGACCGUGGCCAAUGUCCCAUCGAAGUUUGUCUUGAUGCCGACAAUGAGGAUCAAUAUGGCUGGGGGCCUGACUAUAAUGCCACUGACGAUACUUACUAUGACGUAUCUGACCCGCUAAAUAUUAUAUACUGCGAUGCUAGUUCUAAGCCUACCACGCUUGAUGAUCUACUCUCAGCUACAGCUUCACAGUCAAUCCCAUCUCAGUGCUGGAGCCGAUGGACGUUAAGCAUCCUACUUGAGACACUUGGCAAUCUACAGUACGAGUAUAACACAUCUGUCAAAGGCUUUGACGAUAAGUUUGGCUACUACGUCCAGUGGGUCAAGGACAGCGUUGGUCCUGCCCUCAGUGACUUUAUGGAUGUUGGAUUUGGUAAUGGAAACGCCUUCUUUGACCGCAGAUGGAUUGCAGGCGGCACGGGGUCUGCCACAGUUCCAUGCUCUCAGAUCAGAUCACAAAACGGUGCCUCACAAACGGUCGCAAGCCAGCUAGGCAUUGAAAAAGAUUGGAUUGCAUUUGGGGAUUGGGAAGGGCCGACAGAUUGCGUUAUCGUGCAAGGGCCAUUGCAAAUCAUUCCACAGGCAAUUGGCCCUGGAGGAAACAGUGGAGGCAGCUCCUGCGUCAAAGUAACGCAUCGGAAGACCAACGUUCCGAUUGCGGCGUCUAACAUUGUCGUUACAAACCCUAAGACAGUUAUAGAGGCAGCUAUGCCCAAUAUUACCGCUUUGACAACUGUAGCUAUGGCACUUUAUUUCGAGCUUACGCUCGGUGUCAGCGAGGCAAAUGAUUCCGAUAUCAUUACAGCACUUAGUACACCAGUCUUCAUGCUCCAAAAUGCCGUCGACUCGAUGAACAACAUUAAAGAAAUUGGUGCCGAAGUAGAAGAGGAGGACAAGAAGAAUUUGAUCCUCGAGAUUUUGGGUAUAGUCCUCAUGGUAGUACCCAUUAUUGGCGAAGGUAGAGGGGCGCUGUUUGAUGGGAUUGCCAAUGUUGCUAGAAUUGCCACUUUGAUUGGAGAUAUCGGAAAUGUGGCUCUCACUGCGUACGAUAUUGUGGAGGACCCUUCAUCUGCUCCUUUCGCAAUCAUGGGUCUUCUUCUCGGGGGUGUAAGAAAAUCAUACAAAAGUGAUGAAGAGGUUUUAGGUGAAGCAGCCGCUGCACGAAGAGGUUUAUCAGAUGAUGAUUUGGCUCAAUUUGGGGGCGCUUUUGUAAAGAGCGAUUCUGAUGUUCAAGGCAUCCUUAAAGCUUGUAUCGGCGGAGAGUAG